GGGACCACGUGGUGCGGGACCCCCCGUUGGCAGCGCCAUGGCGUCGGCGCCCAAGAGGUUCAAGGCGGCGGUCGAGAGCGGCGCCCAGGGGAAGAGUAGCGCCGACCCCCUCUGCGGGUUCCUGGCAUGGUGCGGGCAGGCCGGGGUGGAGCUGAACCCCAAGGUCCGCCUGAGCAGGGAGGGCGCGGUGGCGGGGUACGGGAUGUUGGCCGCCGAGGAGCUGGAGGCGGGAGAGGUGCUCUUCACCAUCCCCCGCACGGCGCUGCUGUCCCAACACACCACCUCCAUCCACGCAGUCUUGCAAGAAGCCCAGGAGUCCCUGCAGAGCCAGUCCGGUUGGGUCCCUCUCCUGCUGGCCUUGCUACAUGAGUACACAGCCAGCAGCUCCCACUGGCAGCCGUAUUUCUCCCUCUGGCAAGACUUCAGGAGCCUGGACCACCCCAUGUUCUGGCCUCAAGAAGAGCGAACAAGGCUCCUGCAGGGCACAGGCAUCCCAGAAGCUGUAGACAAGGAUCUGGCUAACAUCCACCUGGAGUACACCACCAUCAUCCUGCCUUUCAUGGAGACCCACCCCGACAUCUUUGACCCCAAAGUGCACACGCUGGAGUUGUAUAAGGAGCUGGUGGCAUUUGUCAUGGCUUACAGCUUUCAGGAACCUCUGGAGGAGGAAGAAGAAGAUGAGAAGGGGCCCAAUCCUCCCAUGAUGGUGCCUGUGGCAGAUAUUUUGAAUCAUGUGGCCAACCACAAUGCCAACCUGGAAUACUCUCCUCACUGUUUGAGGAUGGUUACAACGCAGCCCGUGGGGAAGGGACAGGAGAUCUUCAACACCUACGGGCAGAUGGCCAACUGGCAGCUGCUGCACAUGUACGGCUUCGCAGAGCCCUACCCCGGCAACACCCACGACACGGCCGACAUCCAGAUGGUGACACUGCGCAGGGCGGCUCUGCAGCGUGCCAAAAGUGAAGCUCAGCAGCAGCUGGUCUCAGAGCAGUGGGACUUCUUGUGCCAGCUGGAGAUGGUGGGGGAGGAAGGUGCCUUUGUGAUUGGCUGGGAUGAGGUGCUGACAGAGGAAGAGCUGUCAGUGACCCUCAAGGUGCUCUGCAUGUCAGAAGAAGAAUUCAAGGAGUAUAAGGAGCAAGAUGGCUGGGAAGACGACAGCGAGGAAGAGGAAAACUCUACUCUUUCAAAUGAGGCCCUCUCCAGACUUAAAACCCCUUGCAAGAAGCUCCUUUAUGACAGUGUGCAGCUGACCCUGAAAUCCUAUGGGGCAGACCUGAAAGCAGAGCAGGACUUGCUAAAUAACAAGGAGGCUUACAAGAAACUGAGUCGAAGGGAGCAGCAAGCGCUGCAUGUGCGCUACGGCCAGAAGAGGAUCUUGCAUCAGCUGCUAGAGCUGCUACAAUAGAACCCUCAGUGUCCCUGGACAGGACCCGGCUGGGGCUGAUCCUGAGGGAAGGCUCAGCCUCUGGCUGUAGCAGAGAGAAGGGAUGGCAGGACUGACUACGGGUACACUCACCCCUCACACAGCACAUGGAUUUUUUAGCUACCUCUACAUAAAGAAGUUUCUUCACAGCACA
Molecule: messenger RNA, 1577 nt
Organism: Hirundo rustica (Barn swallow)
Lineage: Eukaryota; Metazoa; Chordata; Aves; Passeriformes; Hirundinidae
Gene: SETD6
Product: SET domain containing 6, protein lysine methyltransferase
Exons: 9
Coding region: 38-1405 (455 amino acids)
Biological process (GO): peptidyl-lysine monomethylation
Cellular component (GO): nucleus
Molecular function (GO): protein binding; protein-lysine N-methyltransferase activity
Source: RefSeq, a predicted model, not a curated record